Exserohilum turcica Et28A is the source of this 453-nucleotide messenger RNA. RefSeq lists its product as uncharacterized. The record is from RefSeq and is a predicted model, not a curated record. Lineage: Eukaryota; Fungi; Ascomycota; Dothideomycetes; Pleosporales; Pleosporaceae. The transcript is spliced from 2 exons. The annotation marks the transcript as partial.
AUGCAACCACCAACUUCGAGUUUUCUAGAAACCGCUAGGAAAGCACGCUAUCUAGGAGAACCGACCACGAGGAAUCGACUAACAGCACUUUCAACACCUGCAGCUAAGGCGCUAGCGCGCAGUAGGGAGAAGAAGGAGGCCUUCCUUCGUUAUCUCACGCCUCAAGAAACACAGACAUAUCAAAACAAUAAAAAUAACAAAAAAAGACUAGCCUUAAAGGACCUUAGAGGCACAAGCAAACGACUAAUAGAUAAUAAUCCAGAAAUUGAGAUGGCUGAGGAGGCCUCUACGCCUUGCCCUAACAGGCAACUAGAAGAACCGCCUAGGCCUACCCAUACUAGGACAAGGAGUAAUUUUUCUCCAUUUAUUGGAGCAGUGCCAAGAUACCCUACAGUAGGGAAAACACCAAAGGCAACCUCUAUUAAGGAGGCCUUAGAGAUUGCUAGAAACCUA